AUGUCGAUAAAACUACGAAAAUUUCCAGAGGAAUCUGCUGAGGCAGAUAAUAAAGACACGAAAACACGUGGCUCCCGUGAAUCCGCUGAGAAAGACAAAAAGGAAAAGAAAUCGCUUGACUCGAAAGAAUCUGCCGAGAAAAUCAAAACAGACAAGAAACCGCAAGAAUCCGCCGAAACAGACAAAAAGGAGAAGAAAUCGAGGGGAUCACGUGAAUCGGCUGAAAAAGAUAGAAAGGAGAGGAAACCACGUCGACUCAAAGAUUCUGCUGAGAUAGACAAGAGAGAGCGGAAACCGUCGCUGUCAAAAGAAUCUGCUGAAGUAGCUAAAAAGAAGCAAUCAACAACUGCUUCGAGGGAUUCCAGAGAAUCUGCCAAAAGAGAAAAGAAGGAGAAGAAACCGUUUCUUUCAAAGGAGUCUGCUGAGGUGGCUAAGAAGGAGCAAUCAACAACUACUUCAAGGGAUUCCAGGGAGUCUCCCAAAAAGCAAAAGAAAGGAAAGAAAAUGUCACUCUCAAAGAAAUCGGCUAAAGCAGCCAAAAAGGAGCAAUCAGUAACUCCUUCUAUCUCGAGGGAUUCCAGGGAAUCCGCUAAGAGAGAAAAGAAAAAGAAGAUACUGUCACUCUCAAAGGAAUCUGCUGAGAUAGCUAAAAAGGAGCAAUCAACAACUCCUUCAAAAGGAUCCACCGAAACAGAAAAGGAGGGGAAACGACGACUGUCAAAAGAAUCUGCUGAGAUGGACAAGAACGAGGCACAAUCAAUCCCUUCACGGGAAUCUGCUAAGAUAGACAGCAAGGAGAAGAAAUUGAGCCUGUCGCAGGAAAUCGAACCAAGACAAGACAUUGUUCUGAAUUUGAAGAGGGUUGAUUCUAAAAUCCUGGAUGGCGCUACUCAACACAUGCUUGUGCUAGCUUUUCCCAAGAUCAGAGGUGGUGAAGAGAAGCUACUCGUUUACAUACCGUAUCGUAAAAAUCAAACAACGUCAUCGAUUUUUUCUGCAUUCGUUGUUUACACUACUUAUUGUGUAAUGUACGAAUUAGAUUCACGUAGUGAAAAUACUUUAUACGACGUGAUGCUACGAUCUCAACGUCUUGCCUAUGCCCUGUUCACUGAAUCGAGAGAAUGGAAUGGCAAUGCAAGUGAGAAACCGGAUAGAGUCUCUUCGAUGCUAUAUUGGCAUUUCGCUAACGGUAGUGAUUUUUUCACGAUGUUGGAUCUUGGCCUGGCUCAACCGUCCGAUUCCGACCCGGAUCAUGAUGCUAUUUCGCCCUUUCAUAUAACAUUAGGCACAGAACGAAGUAAUCCGGUAUCCUCAUCAGCCGGUCUAGUCAUGAUGCGCAAGAAAUUCGACGGAGCUCCUUUACAGCUAAUUAUGGCAGCGACAGCAUCUGGUUCAGUGCGUACUGUAGAAGCGGUCUCCACAACGAUUCUUCGUAUGUUAUGGCUCGAUGAAGAUCCAGGCGCAGCCGUUUGUGCACCUUCUGUUUACCAUGAUUACCGCGAUGAAAAAUGCUACUGUGAUAAAGGGUGUAAGAUUACGAGCUGUAGGAGAGUGCCUGCUGAAGAUUUGGAAGCUCGAGACCGCAUCGUCAUGGCUAUCAGACGUCGUUCGAUAAAUGGCGUUCUGACUGCUGCUACAGAUGAUCGUGACCCUGAUUUCAACUAUGCUGUCGGCUACUAG
This is a messenger RNA of Haemonchus placei, 1680 nucleotides long. NCBI's taxonomy places the organism in Eukaryota, Metazoa, Nematoda, Chromadorea, Rhabditida, Trichostrongylidae. The record is from the annotation of a GenBank genome assembly.